Molecule: messenger RNA, 1600 nt
Organism: Ficedula albicollis (Collared flycatcher)
Lineage: Eukaryota; Metazoa; Chordata; Aves; Passeriformes; Muscicapidae
Gene: RFFL
Product: ring finger and FYVE-like domain containing E3 ubiquitin protein ligase
Exons: 7
Coding region: 500-1582 (360 amino acids)
Biological process (GO): proteasome-mediated ubiquitin-dependent protein catabolic process; negative regulation of extrinsic apoptotic signaling pathway via death domain receptors; protein K48-linked ubiquitination
Cellular component (GO): plasma membrane; cytoplasm
Molecular function (GO): ubiquitin protein ligase activity
Source: RefSeq, a predicted model, not a curated record
CUCGGAGCAGCGGCGCUGCCGAAUCCAGCUGUGUGCCACGCUCCGGGAGCUGCUCCUGCCUGGACUGUGGGGAUCUGCUGAGGUUCUGAGCCCACACACAGAGCCUUUUGGAGGGGUGGAGAAGCACAGGUGCAGCUGUGUUGAAGAGGGGCUGAAGAUGGCUUAUUGCUGGUGGGCGCAAGCUGCGCUCCCAGCCUGGGGCCGCGUGCAUCCCGUGGAGCAAGUGUAGCCAGCGUUGGGAAUGGGGUGCCAGUGGCAGCCUGCUCUGGCCAGCCUCUGGACAUGAGGAUGUGGGUGCUGUUCGAGGGCCUCCCCUGAUGUGCCCAGCAGCACAGGCACUCCUGGAUGCACAGGAUCACAACCAGGGGGACACAGAAAUCCUGGACACCCUGUUCUGAGCUCGCUGCGGACUGACCUGAGCACUCUACCUUUGUGACUGACCAGGGGCUCACCUGAAGAGCCUUAAACUUACACCAGAGUUGCUGAUCAGACUGGCACUAUGUGGGCGAGCUGCUGUAACUGGUUCUGUGUGGAUGGCUCCCCCGAGGAGAUGCAGCCGCCGGCGGCAGCGCCAGCCCAGGCCUACUCCAACCCCGGCUUCAGCUCCUUCCCCUCUCCCACUGCCUCCGAGCAGAGCUGCAAAGCCUGUGGCAGGCACUUCGACAGCUCCUCCAGCAAGCACAUCUGCUUGGACUGUAAGAAGAACUUUUGCACGUCCUGCUCAAACCAGCCCGAGGGGGGGCCCCUGCUCUGCCACCUCUGCCAGCGCUUCCGGGCCACGGCUUUUCAGCGCGAGGAGCUGAUCAAGAUGAAGGUGAAGGAUCUCAGAGAUUACCUGGCACUGCAUGAGAUUUCCACGGAGUUCUGUCGGGAAAAGGAGGACCUGGUAUUCCUGAUCCUUGGCCAGCAGCCUGCAAUUACCCGGGAAGAUCAGAUAAGAACAAACACAUUUAACACCAGUGCCCGUGGACAGCAAGACUUUGUGAGUCACCCCCCAGCCAACCUGGCCUCUCCUACCUCAGAUGAGUCCUCAGUGUCUGCAGAUCCCAUCUCAAGUUCAGAAGCUCAGGAACACCAACAGGCCAAUGGUCAUGUGCCUCCAAGCCCAGCCUAUGGAACAGCAGCUGAGAAUGCAGCAGAAGAAGCAGCAGCAGAGGAUGAGACACAGUCUAGUGACUCUGAGGAUAACCUGGUGCUGGGCAGGAAGGCCUCCCUGUCUGACCUGACCAGCAUCGGGGACAUCAACGCGCUCUCCGUGCGCCAGCUCAAGGAGAUCCUCGCCCGCAACUUCGUCAACUACAAAGGCUGCUGUGAGAAGUGGGAGCUGCUGGAGAGGGUCACUCGCCUCUACAGGGAGAAGGACCUUCAACAUCUAGUUUUGGACACUGACGAUCAAACUGGUGGUGCAGGGCCCCCCAGCACCGAGGACAACCUGUGCAGGAUCUGCAUGGACGCUCCCACCGACUGUGUGCUGCUGGAGUGCGGGCACAUGGUGACGUGCACCAAGUGCGGGAAGCGCAUGAGCGAGUGCCCCAUCUGCCGCCAGUACGUCAUCAGGGCCGUGCACGUCUUCAGGACCUAGGGGGGCUCUGGCCUCAGG